AAGCUUCAACAGUUGAACAAAUUUCAAUCUAUCGAACAAAUCCUAUGAGGAGUGACCAGUCUCCAACGUCCUUACACCAUUCGUACGUUCCACCUUUGGCAACCUCCAACAAGGUUCCCUGCCAUGUUUGAUGAAUAUAUUAGCCCUCAUUUGUCAUAUAUAUAUAUAUAUUAGCCCUCAAUUAAAUUAAAUAUUAAAUAAUUAAAUAAACAAGUUAAAAUUUUUUUAAAAUUUUUAUUAAAUAAACCGACAUUCGCUAUUCUAAUUCUAUCCUGCUUGUACUGCUGUGUUGUGUGUAUCGCACACUCUUUUGAAUAUCAAAGAUAUUGAAAUUAAAAAAAAAAAGGGAAAAAAAGAGGGGAAUUAGGAGGAGUCAAGGGUGGAAUAUAUGUCCUUCAAGCAAUCAAGGUCAGAUAAAAGUGAGCAACAACAGUACAGAAAAUUAGGGCGAUCCGCCAGCUCUAAUCAGCAGCAGCGGACCUCCUCAGGCGUUUACGGUGAGGGGGCUGGCGGUGGUCCCGCCCCUUCAUCGUCUCUUUCUUCGUCUUCAUCUUCCAGUCGAAGUUUUAAGAAGUCUAACAAUGCACAAGGAGGGCAACCCAGGGUACAUACUCCGGCUGUAAAUUCUACUGAGUCUAGUAAUGCUUCUGCUGCUCGUAAUAUACAAACUGGUGCACGUGUACAGCCCCAAUUGCAAGGAGCAUCCAAUAUGCUGGUUGCAAGUGGUGUUGCCAAGCCGGUUGGAUCAUCUGCCAAUCAGAGAAGCACCCAAGCUGUUCCGAAGGCUCCAACUUCUCUAUCUGCCUCCUUGAGUUCUGACAGUAGUUUUUCCACACACCCCACAAAGGGAGAUGCAUCCCAAGCAUUCUCUUUACAGUUUGGGUCCAUAAGUCCUGGUUCAAUGAAUGGAAUGCAGAUUCCAGCACAAACUAGCUCAGCACCCCCAAAUUUGGAUGAGCAGAAACGCGAUCAGGCAUGCCAUGGUUCUUCUGUUAAAUCUGUGUCAAAUUUGCCCACUACUGUUCCUUGGCAGCAGCUACCAAGAAAAGAUUCAGUUGCAACUGGCCAAUCUAAUUCUGGGGAGGCUCACUCCAUGCCCAUGGUCAAAAAAGAUGUACAAGCCUCCGCAGGACCCCCUGCGAACCAGACACAGAAGUCAUCUCAUCUUAAUAUUCCCAUGGCCUCAAUGCAAAUGCCAUUUCAUCACCAACCUCAGGUUCCCAUGCAAUUUGGUGUGAGUAAUCCACAGAUUCAAUCUCAGUCUCUGAGUGUAAGUGCUACUUCAAUCCAGAUGCCAGUGCGUAUGCCAAUCCCAGUGGAAAAUGACCCUCAGGUGAUGCAGCAGCAACUUUUAGUCCCAGGUCUUUCGCCUUACCCAUUGCCACUUCAGGGAAUGAUGCAUCAGGGUCAGGGCUUGAGUUUCACGCCACCUUUGGGUGGUCAGCUUGCACCCCAAUUGGGCAACUUGGGAAUGGGCAUUGCCCCUCAGUAUCCUCAACAGCAAGGAGGGAAAUUCAGUGUUCCUCGAAAAACUACUGUCAAGAUUACACACCCUGAGACUCGCGAAGAAUUAAGGCUUAAUGAACGAACAGAUACAUAUUUAGACAGUGGGUCAUCAGGUCCAAGGUCUCAUCCUAUUGUGCCUUCUCAAUUCCAACCAGUUCCAUCAUUUGCUCCUCAUUCAAUCAACUAUUAUUCCGAUCCUUACAAUACCAAUUCCAUCUUUUAUCCACCACCAAAUACUCUGCAACUGUCUAGUAGCCAGAUAGCAGUAGCACCAAAUGCCCAAGGGCUGAGAUUUAAUUAUCCUGUUGGCCAGAGUCAUCAAAACAUUUCUUAUAUGAACUCAGCAGCUGCCCAUGGUUCACUUCCAGUUAAUAAAUCUGUAAAUCUUAAACAUGGUACUUUAGAAUCACCAAGUGUGGAACUGGCAUGUGAUGUUCACGAUGUAGCAUCCUCUGCUUCAUCAGGCAUAACACUGGUUACAGUCAAGCCAGCAAUUGUUUCUGCUGGAGAAAAGGUGAUAGAUUCAUCUUUAUCAAUUAAUUUGCCCGCUGUUGAAAAGGUUGGAUUACUAAAACCUUCAGUACCAUCUAGUGACGGUAGCUUAUCUCAGGCUCAAAGAGAUUUGGAUACUUGUCAAGAGAGCUCUGUACAGCAGCCAAAAUGUGAAAGUGAAUCAUUAGCAUCCAAUUCAUUGCCAGCUACAGCAACAAAAAGAGUUCAAGCAACUAACUUGGAUGAGUUCGUAUCUUCUGCUCCAGCUGCUAUGUCUGAGGAGUCAGGCCGGGUUGUUGUCGGUAAUGACAGCGGGAGGGACAGUUUGACCUAUUCUAACUCUGUAAAAGAUUAUCAGAAGAAGCCGGGUAAGGAAGGACAUAUUCAGCCACCAAAUCAGUCCAUGUCAACAUCCUACUCGGCUUCCCACACUGCAGAACACAGUAUUUCCUCCGACAGUGCAGUCUCUGACACUAUAAGGGCCAAAACAGCUUUAACAUCAUCAUCAGCUGCUUAUGUUUUGCCACAACCUACCAAGAAGUUAUCAAUUAAUGGUUCUUCAACUUCUUCUAUAGAUCUGAGGACAGACAGGAAGAGAGACGGCUUAACCUUUGAUUCAUCUGAAGUUUCUGGUACUGGCAGUAAUGUUGAUUGCUUGGACGUGGUUCAGCAUGCUAAUAUAGAUGGUUCUUCCAAGCUUGAUGAGCAACUGAAACCUGAAAUUAAUAGAAUUAAGGAUCCCUUGAAAUCUAUGGAGCUUGAAUCCGAUCAGAAUUCUGCUUUGGAGGUAUCAACUACCAGUUAUAUUGUUCCUACCUUUGUUACUGCACGUCCAAUGCUUGAUGAAGACGUUGGGGCUAGCAUUGAAAAUAAGAGAGUCUCUGAUAGUAUGGAUUUUUCUUCCUCUAAAGUAUCCAAAUCUACAGAUCUUGAAAGUUCACAUGUUGUAAUCACCUUUGGUUCCAAUGCAUCUGCAAAAGCCGUCGAUAGCAAUGAGGUCACUGUUACUAAAUCUGGUGCAUCUGACCAGCAGUCUACUCUGGUCACAACUACUGGUCUCUUCGAUUCAUCAUCAAAAUAUGAAGGAGGUGGUGUUCCUGUACCUAGUUCAAAGGACAAACCUGCACCAGAUCUCAGUAGGACAAAGAGUACUUCAGUUAGAUGGAGGAAAAAAAGACAAGAAUUUCUUGAGAAGGCUGAUGCUGCCGGGACAACUUCUGAUCGCUACAUAGCUUUUAAAAUUCCCGAGGAAAAGAAAGAGACAGUCGUACCUUCAGCAAGUGCAGAGAGCAAUUGCACUGGGGUUGAUUUGAAGCUGGUAUCUCAUGAGUCCCCUCAGGUGGAUUCUACAGGAAGUGAGAAACUUGCACAGGAUAAGGCUCAACUUGAUGAUUGGGAAGAUGCUGCUGACAGCUGUGCACCAAAAUUAGAAACUUCUAAUAAUGGCGAGAAGGCUCAUGAAGGGUUAAUAAAUAUCGAGAAAGAUGGAAGUGGGAAUAUAUCAAAGAAGUAUUCCAGAGAUUUCCUUCUUAAGUUUGCCGAGCAGUGUACUGAUCUUCCACAAGGUUUUGAGAUUGCUUCAGAUAUUGCGCCCUUGAUGACUCCCAAUGUCAAUGGCUCGCACCUUGUUGAUCGUGAUUCAUAUCCUAGUCCUAGAAGAAAAAUGGAUAGGCAAUCUAGUGGAUCUCGAUUAGAUCGACGUGGUAGUGGAAUGGUUGAUAACGAGAGAUGUGUGAAACUAUCUGGUUCUUUUAGGUCAGGAAGGGAUAUGCGUCUUGAUCCUAGUUAUGGUGCUGCUGCAAGUUUUCAGCCUGCCCAGGGAGGUAACUUUGGCAUUGUAAGGCACCCACGAGCUCAAACAUCGCUGCCAUUUGUUGGAGGGAUCCUUGCUGGACCAAUGCACCCUAUGGGUCUGCAAGGAGGGAUGCCAAGAAAUAGUCCUGAUACUGACAGGUGGCAGCCUGUUGCUAACUAUUCGCAGAAGGGGUUGAUUUCUUCACCACAAACACCAUUACAGAUGAUGCACAGAGCUGCAAGAAAGUAUGAAAUGGGUAAAGUUACUGAUGAGGAAACCUUAAAGCAAAGGCAACUAAAAGCCAUUUUGAACAAACUAACUCCCCAAAACUUUGAGAAACUCUUUGAGCAAGUAAAAGCAGUGAACAUUGACAAUGCAGUUACACUCACAGGUGUCAUCUCACAAAUCUUUGACAAAGCUUUGAUGGAGCCUACUUUCUGUGAAAUGUAUGCGAACUUCUGUUAUCAUCUGGCAGGAGAGUUGCCUGAUUUUAGUGAAGGCAAUGAAAAGAUUACUUUCAAGAGAUUGCUGCUGAACAAGUGCCAGGAGGAAUUUGAAAGAGGGGAGAGAGAGCAAGAAGAAGCAAAUAAAGUUGAGGAAGUGGGUGAGGCUAAACGGUCUGAGGAGGAAAGAGAGGAGAAGAGAAUCAAGGCACGGAGACGAAUGUUGGGUAACAUCAGACUUAUUGGAGAGGUGUACAAGAAGAAAAUGUUAACUGAGAAAAUCAUGCAUGAAUGCAUCAAGAAAUUACUUGGUGAAUAUGAGAAUCCUGAUGAAGAAGAUAUUGAGGCUUUGUGCAAAUUAAUGAGUACGAUUGGAGAAAUGAUAGACCAUCCCAAAGCAAAGGUGUCUAUGGAUGCCUAUUUUGAGAGGAUGGCUAAGUUGUCAAACAAUGUGAAAUUAUCUUCUAGGGUUAGGUUCAUGUUGAAAGAUGCUAUUGAUCUGAGAAAGAAUAAGUGGCAGCAGAGGAGGAAAGUUGACGGGCCUAAAAAGAUUGAAGAAGUGCACAGAGAUGUCGCUCAAGAGCGACAAGCACAAGCCAGUAGGCUUGCUCAUGGUCCGGGCAUCAAUCCUGCUGCAAGAAGGGCACCCUCGGAUUUUGGCCCACGAGCAUCUGUGUUAUCUUCUCCUGGUCCUCAGGUAGGUAGUUUCCGUGGGUCACCAACUCAGCUCCGUGGUUUUGGGGCUCAGGAUGCUCGCAUGGAUGACAGGCUGCGUAUUGAGACUAGGAAUUUGUUAGUUCCCUUGCCUCAAAGACCAGUCGGUGAUGAUUCUAUUGCUUUGGGCCAUCAGCGUGGCCUAGCUAGAGGGAUGGAUUUUAGAGGACCGCCAGCAAUGCCAAGUACUCCCUUAGCUGAUGUUUCUCCUAUUUCUGGAGAUUCAAGAAGAUUGGCUGCUGGUUUGAAUGGUUUUAGUUCUCUACCAGAGCGGGCUAAUUAUGGUUCUAGAGAGGAAUUCAUGCCAAGAGAUAUGAGAGAGAGAUUUGCAGCGCCAGCUGCUUAUGACCAGUUGAGUUCCCAGGAACCUGGCAUGAGUUUCAGUAAUAGGGAUUUGAGGAACCCAAAUAGACCUCUUGCAGCAUCUCCUGCACGAGGCCAAACAUCAGGCUUCGCUCAAAAUACUCCUUAUGCUAGGGAUGAGAAAGAAGUUGCUUUGUGCAUCAAAGAUUUGAACUCUCAGAGCUUCCAUCCGACAAUGAUUGCUCUUUGGGUAACAGACUCUUUCGAGAGGAAAGAUAUGGAACGGCAUCUUUUGGCAAAGCUACUUGUCAAUCUGGCAAGGUCCCAUGAUGGUGUGUUGAGCCAAGAUCAACUUGUUAAAGGGUUUGAAUCUGUUCUCAGCACAUUGGAGGAUGUAGUGAAUGAUGCUCCGAAAGCUGCUGAAUUUCUUGGUCAUAUCCUUGCCAAAAUCAUAGUAGAAAAUGUGGUUACCCUGAGUGAGAUUGGACGUUUAAUAUAUGAUGGGGGAGAGGAGCCAGGGCGUCUACUAGAAACAGGGCUGGCUGCUGAUGUUCUUGGAAGCACCUUGGGGGUAAUUAACACAGAGAAAGGAGAAACUGUCUUGAAUGAAAUUCGAGCAAGUUCGUGUCUGCGAUUGGAGGACUUUCGACCUCCACAUUCUAACAAAUCAAGCAUUUUAGAAAAGUUUAUUUAAUUGUUUAGUAUAGAUUAGUGACUGAUGCCCCUCUGUAUUUUGUUACUAGAAAGAAAUUCAUGUCUAGCGCUUUAGUCUAGUCGCAAAAAAAUUCUUUUUAUGUGCGUGGCUGGGGUUUUACAUAUGGGAUUCUUCUUCUCCAUAUUUUUUACAUUAAUUAUACUUCUUGAAAAUAUUUCACUGUAAUUAAGAAAGAUCAGAAUUUAGCA
Gossypium arboreum is the source of this 6156-nucleotide messenger RNA. Its product is annotated as eukaryotic translation initiation factor 4G-like. Gene Ontology annotation, cellular component: eukaryotic translation initiation factor 4F complex. Bases 389 to 5947 code for a protein of 1852 amino acids. Lineage: Eukaryota; Viridiplantae; Streptophyta; Magnoliopsida; Malvales; Malvaceae. The record is from RefSeq and is a predicted model, not a curated record. Gene Ontology annotation, molecular function: mRNA binding; protein binding; translation initiation factor activity. The transcript has 10 exons.